Daucus carota subsp. sativus is the source of this 1018-nucleotide messenger RNA. RefSeq names its product glucosidase 2 subunit beta. Bases 39 to 662 code for a protein of 207 amino acids. The transcript is spliced from 5 exons. The record is from RefSeq and is a predicted model, not a curated record. Gene Ontology annotation, cellular component: glucosidase II complex. Gene Ontology annotation, molecular function: protein binding. Lineage: Eukaryota; Viridiplantae; Streptophyta; Magnoliopsida; Apiales; Apiaceae. Gene Ontology annotation, biological process: N-glycan processing.
GGGAUGAACUAUGAGGGGGCAAGAGAGACAAGCAAGCAAUGAGGCAUCGCCGUGUUUUAGUUGUUGGGAACAAUAACAACAUAGUCAUCCUCGUCGCAUUAGUUCUAUUAACUUCAUUCUCCUACUCUUCUGCUGCUCCUCUAUUGCCUUUGGGAAUUCAUCCUCUAGAUGACAAGUACUUUGCUACAGAUUUUAUCAAAUGUAAAGACGGGUCAAUUUCCUUUAGUAGAGAUCGAAUUAACGACGAUUUCUGUGACUGUCCCGAUGGUUCCGAUGAGCCUGGAACUUCAGCCUGCCCAGCCGGAAAAUUUUAUUGCAAGAAUGUUGGAAGUACUCCUCGGUUUUUGUUUUCCUCCCGUGUAAAUGAUCAAAUAUGUGACUGCUGCGAUGGAAGUGAUGAAUAUGACGGACGUAUGAAUUGUCCCAACACAUGCGUCAUGGGCGGGAAUCUUGAAUACAAAAGGAUUGAUUAUGGUGCAACAACCGGUAACCGUUUUGUUGACAGGAAAGUAGUUCAAAAUAGGCUUGAUGUUGGAGAUUCAGUUCAAAAACUUACAGGUCUAAAGGUGGUGAUAAUCAUACAAGUUUUUUUCAUCAUAGUUGUAUUGAGUUUUCGGCUAUUUCACCGGGGUGUCAGGUCUAGAAGGAGACAAUCCCGCUGAGACAAAAAUCUUGCUAGUUUUUAGUGGUUGCAUUAAUGCUGUACCAGUACUAAAGCUAACUGCUGGAUGGACUAAUAUAUGGAGGAGGGCACUUGCAUCCCGGAGAGGAUAUAUGUUGUUUUCAGUUGUGUAUUUUGUGAUAUUCCUGUAUACAAGUAGCCACAAUUUGUGUUUAUUAGGAACUUGACCCCUCCAAGUUCGUAAAUUACAACUUAGAUCUCAUGAGAUUAGAUUAGAGUCAUUUUUUAUGUGUAUUUGUUUCCAGGUCUGUUAUUGUUAUUGGACAUAGUUUUCGCUUUCAGCUUUUCAAGAAAUUUCCAGGUGAUAAUGUAGUGAACAUUUGAAAUUUUCUACUA